Messenger RNA from Juglans microcarpa x Juglans regia, 1745 nucleotides. RefSeq names its product 5-amino-6-(5-phospho-D-ribitylamino)uracil phosphatase, chloroplastic. NCBI's taxonomy places the organism in Eukaryota, Viridiplantae, Streptophyta, Magnoliopsida, Fagales, Juglandaceae. Bases 395 to 1537 code for a protein of 380 amino acids. The record is from RefSeq and is a predicted model, not a curated record. The transcript has 2 exons.
GAAAUUAUAAACCACAGAAAAAAGAGAGACACUUUCUUCGUAGAGAGAGAUACGGAUUGUCAGAUUCAUCCAAUUCUCCUCGAUCAGUCCAUCUCUCUCUGAGUUUCCGUCUCUGACAUCUUUGCCUUCAAAGUUCAAACUCUUUAUCAGCGAUGGGGUAUCUUCUACUGAUUAGGAGGUUGUCGCAUCUUCAUGUGUGAAUUGAUCGUCUGUUGGAGAAGGUCGGGCUUUAUUGUUGAAUCCCAGUUGGGUGUAUAGGUUCUAAAGGUGUAUAGUUGGUCAAGCCUGAUUCUUAUUCCGUUCAAUCCACAAAGAGCUUAGAAGUGUGUGAUACGGUGAUUUUUCUUAAAUUCUGAGUGGAUUGAGUAAUUUGAGCUGUUGUUCCUUCAUUAAAAUGGUCGAUUCAAUUGCCACUACAUCUUUUCUUGGGUAUCGGCCGUUCUGUCGAGGUACUUUUUCCAAGGAUGUAUCGUGCAAACGGAGAUCUGCGGAUAACUGUCGGUUUCGGGUUGUUGAAUUUCAUGGUAGAAGGAUUGUUGCUUCACCUACUUUGCCGAGAUUGAAAGCUGAUCCGUUGGCAAUUUCAUCAACUAAGGCCCUAGCAAUGGAGCUGACGAAAGAGGCAUCUUCAUAUCAAGAAGAUAGAAUUCCUAAGGAUUGGAAUUAUGAGAUUGAUACUGCCUUCGAUAGGAAACCUGGUUUGUGGCCACCCGAGAAUAAAGCCGACAACCGUUCACUACAGAAUCCCUUGCUUAGACAAGAAAGGAUGGGUUGUGGUUGGUUAGGUGCCAUAUUUGAAUGGGAAGGAGUUCUAAUUGAAGAUAAUCCUGAUCUUGAGAAGCAAGCCUGGCUUGCUCUUUCUCAAGAAGAAGGAAAAUCUCCUCCCCCAGCCUUCAUUCUUAGAAGAAUAGAAGGGAUGAAGAAUGAGCAGGCAAUAUCUGAAGUUCUGUGCUGGUCAAGAGACCCAGCACAGUUGAGAAGAAUGGCUGCUAGGAAAGAAGAAAUUUACCAAGCUUUACAAGGAGGAAUUUAUAGACUAAGAGCUGGGUCAAAAGAGUUUGUGAAUAUCUUGAUGCAUUACAAGAUACCUAUGGCAUUGGUUUCUACUCGCCCAAGAAAAACUCUUGAGACUGCAAUAGGAACAAUUGGUAUAGAAGGUUACUUUAAUGUGAUUGUAGCGGCAGAGGAUGUUCACAGAGGGAAGCCUGAUCCAGAGAUGUAUAUGUAUGCAGCACAGCUUCUUCAAUUUAUUCCCGAGCGAUGCAUUGUGUUUGGCAACUCAAAUCAGACAGUAGAGGCUGCCCAUGAUGCGAAGAUGAAGUGUGUUGCUGUUGCUAGCAAGCAUCCUGUCUACGAGCUUGGGGCUGCUGACUUGGUGGUGAGGCACUUAGAUGAGCUUUCAGUGGUUGAUUUGAAGAAUCUAGCAGAUAUUGAAUCUGCUGAAUUUGGGUCUGGAGAGCCGGAGCUUGAGCUGGAGGAAGAAGAAGAUGACACCCGCUCAUCAACCUUGGCAGCAGUUGAUGAUAGUUUCUGGUAACCUAAUAAAAUGUACAGUUCUCUGUUCUUCAUCUGAUUCUUGAUGAUAGCACUCCUAUAACGUUGUGUAUAAGUAGGGGAAAAAAAGAAAAAAAGAAUUGAUAAAAGAUAAAAGGUACGUGGUCUGCAUUGGGCUAUCGUAAUGUUGUCAUGUAUGUAUUUUCUGUACAAUAUAUAUCCAAACAUUCCCACAUUUAUUUGGUGUUGUA